AUCUUCCAUUUAUUAACCCUUUAUCGAUAAUCGUCGAAAUCACAUCCAUUCAAGUAAUCCUCGAAGUGACAUCCUCGAAAGACAAAUCCUUGUGCCUAGUUUCCGCGCUCAAAAUGACCACUAAGGAAGAAUAUGAGUACACACCAGUGGCGGGGACGGAAGAAUCCGAAACAACAUUCAAUGUUACAAAUGGCGAAGUCACCAUUCAGUCGAACAAAAUGACCAGUGAGAGUGCCGAACCCACAAACCGAAAAUUUUUGUACGUUGCGGCAUGUGUCGCAAACUUGGCCGGCUUCGUGUGCGGCACGAGCUUCGGCUGGACUUCCCCCGAAAUCCCCAAGAUGAAAAUCUCGCACGAGGCCGGCAACCCCCUCGCCCUAGCCCUCACCAAGAGCGAGGAGUCCUGGAUCGGCUCCCUCCUCCCGGUUGGGGCGACCCUCGGCCCCUUCAUCGCCGGCCUCACAGCCGACAAAAUCGGGCGAAAAAACACCCUCCUGGCCGGAACCGUGCCCUUCAUCGUCGCUUUCGCAAUCGCCGCUUACGCCACCAACCCCCUUCUAUUCUUCCUGAUGCGGUUUCUGUGCGGUCUGGCCGUGGGAGUGGUGUUCACCGUCCUGCCGAUGUACAUUGGGGAGAUCGCAGAGGACGAAGUCCGGGACUCGCUCGGCUCCUUCAUGCAGCUUUUCAUCGUCGUGGGGCUGCUUUUCUCGUACGCCCUGGGGCCCUACAUGUCCAUCAUGGCGUUCAACAUCGCGUGCGUCGUGUCACCGUGCGUGUUUUUGGUGGUUUUCUACUUGUUUAUCCCGGAGAGUCCCUAUUUUCUGAUUCGGGAGAACAAGGAUCAAGCGGCGCAAGCGCUGAUGAAGCUGAGGUCGAAGUCGGAGGAGGCGAUUCAGGAGGAGUUGGAGGAGAUUAAGGCCAGCGUUGAGGAAACUCUAGCCAACAAAGCCUCGUUCGCUGAUAUUUUCAAAUCGAAGGGUUUGACCAAAGCCUUGACGAUCUCGGUCGGGUUAGUGUCCUUGCAGCAAUUAUCAGGGAUCAAUAUUGUCCUGUUUUACGCCCAGGAUAUUUUCACUGACGCUGGAAGCACGAUCCCUGCUGACAUUUCGACGAUCAUUAUCGGGAUUGUCCAGGUUUUCGCCAGUGGGGCCACUCCGAUCGUUGUGGAAAAAAAGGGCAAAAGGUACCUUCUGCUGCUCUCCGCCGUGGGCAUGGCGGUGUCUCAAGGGGCCCUAGCUGUGUUCUUCCACGUCAAAAGUGGGGGCAGUGAUGUUAGCGCCAUUUCCUGGCUCCCUGUUACGUGUCUUGUGGUCUACAUUAUCACCUAUUGUCUUGGCUUUGGGCCUCUGCCAUGGGCCGUGAUGGGCGAGCUUUUCCCCGGGAACAUUAAAUCAGUGGCGUCCACGGUCACAGCAGCUGGGUGCUGGUUUCUUGGUUUUAUUCUGACCAAAUAUUUCUCGCUGGUUUCGGAUUUGAUUGGACAGGCGGGGUCUUUCGGGAUUUUCGCCGCGUGUUGCGUGGGGGCUGGCGUUUUUGUCUACAAGUAUUUGCCAGAUACGUCAGGAAAGAGUCUGCAGGAGAUUCAGGAUAUGCUGAGUGGGAAGAGUUCGUCGAGUGAUGCUUGAAUGUAGUGAUAGUUAUUUAUUGUUUUAUACUUUUACGUUGUUUGUAGUCUUGUCAUUAAUUUAUUUAACGUUUCAUGUUUUAUUAUACAGUAUUAUUGAACUGAAAUCUACAAGUCGUACAAAUGUACAAAGUAAUACUUAAAUAAUUAAUAAAGUUUUUACAAUUGGAUAA
Molecule: messenger RNA, 1797 nt
Organism: Tribolium castaneum (red flour beetle)
Lineage: Eukaryota; Metazoa; Arthropoda; Insecta; Coleoptera; Tenebrionidae
Product: facilitated trehalose transporter Tret1-2 homolog
Exons: 2
Coding region: 114-1625 (503 amino acids)
Biological process (GO): transmembrane transport; carbohydrate transport
Cellular component (GO): membrane
Molecular function (GO): sugar transmembrane transporter activity
Source: RefSeq, a predicted model, not a curated record